CUCUCACUCUCUCACUCCAAUCAAACAAUCUAUCAAACCUCCAAAAACCCAACCCUCUUCAACUCAAACCACCAACCACCAUGCGUUUCUUCGCCAUCCUCGCUGCUGCCACUCUGGCCACCGCCACCGCUGCCGUCGGUGGUCCCUCCGCCCGCAACCUUGAGGUCCGCGCUGCUGAGGGCGACAAGCCCCGUUACUCCGUCCCCGAUGACUGGACCAUCGAGCAGGGUUCUGCCAAGUGUGGUAACCAGGCUCAGCUCUCCUGCUGCAACAAGGCCACCUACGCCGGCGACACCACCACCAUCGACGACGGUGCUCUGGCUGGUCUCCUCGGCAACAUUGCCGGUACUGGCUCUGGCUCUGAGGGUGUUGGUCUCUUCGACCAGUGCUCCAAGCUCGACCUCCAGAUCCCCAUCAUCGGCAUCUCCGCUCAGGACAUCCUCAACCAGCAGUGCAAGCAGAACAUCGCCUGCUGCCAAUACAGCGGUGCCGAUGCUUCCGACGACCUUCUCGGUGUCGCUCUUCCCUGCGUUGCUCUCGGUUCCAUCAUCUAAGCGAGUCUCUGGAUGGUUGGAUGCAAGGAUGGGCGAAAUUGCUCUUUUCUUCUUCUGUUCUUUUUGGCAAGAGUAGACCCAUUUCCGGACUUUCUUCGUUUCACUAGACUGCCUUUUUUUAAAAAGUGUUUCUUAGUCUACCUAAUCACACCUUAAU
Aspergillus aculeatinus CBS 121060 is the source of this 711-nucleotide messenger RNA. RefSeq names its product hydrophobin family protein. Gene Ontology annotation, cellular component: fungal-type cell wall. Gene Ontology annotation, molecular function: structural constituent of cell wall. Lineage: Eukaryota; Fungi; Ascomycota; Eurotiomycetes; Eurotiales; Aspergillaceae. The record is from RefSeq and is a predicted model, not a curated record. Bases 81 to 554 code for a protein of 157 amino acids. The transcript has 3 exons.